CGCGCGCGAACCAUAGCUCUGCUCGUACCUCGCUGCGGGUCUCGGCAGACGCGUACGGUCAGAGUCUUGGACGCGGUCGACAAGUUACUUCACUUCCUCUUAACUCGCUGCGUCUCCAGUUGGCCAAUAACUCCCGUUUAUUUCAGGGUUCGUUUUAGUUCCCGUUACUCAGUGGCAGAGACACAGAGUCGGUGGGGAAAUGCGGUGCAGUGUAGGGCACAAUCUGCCAUUACAGCAGCGCGAAUGCGAUUUUAAUAUUUGCGUUUAACGCGUCGGGGUAUCCCCACUGCUCUAAAUGAACCUUAAAGGGCGAUUUCUUAGAGCUCUGGUGAUCGGAGGGAAGAAAUGUUUGCUUUUCUAGUCACAAUUAUUCUGGCUGUAAUCCCCCCCAUUUGUAAAGGUCAGCAUGCGAAAACCUGCAAUGUUGCCCCUAAAGAUCAGUACAUCGAAGUGGGAUCUGAUACCGAGAUAGUGUGUCAGACUUCAUGUGUCCGUGGCAAAAUCUUCUGGACACUGAACAACAGACCCAUCGAUGGAAGCCUGUCACACACCAUCAACUCCUCACACACAGUAUUGUCACUGAGGAACUUCACCCAGCACAGCGCUACAUUGCAGUGCCACAGUGCAGAUACUGAGCAAGUCCUUGGAGGCACCACUAUCAGAACCUACUCAAAACCCAGAAAAAUAUCAUGCAUCUUGCAUUAUGAAAAUCAGGCGAUAGAAGGUGUACCGCAACUGUUCACAUGCAAGUGGGAGCAUCAGAUUAACUCUUCACUGAAAAUAAACUACACUGUACUUGUCUCUUCGUUACACGUUUCCCAGAUUGAAAUCUGCAACUCACAUGUAAAUACAUGCACAUCCAAGGAUAUACAUUUAUCUGAUAAAAUACAUCUCUCCAUGAAUAUCCGUGUUACUGUGAGAGCUAAAACUGCUUUUUGGGAAUCUUACUCUGACCUUCGUGAAUUUGACCCCUAUAACAUAUUGAAAAUUAUCCCUCCAAAGUUAAACACAACUGUCUUGUCGGAUCAGCUGUUGGUUGAGUGGAAAGGAUCCGCUGUCCUAAGAAAAUGUCACUGUCAGGUCAAUUACAGCAAGACUGUCAGUGACGGAACUCCAGCGAAGUUGCUCAGUAAGACUCUAAACCCUAAAGAGAAUGGGAGAGUGAUCCAAAAAGUGGAAUCAUGCAGUAACUACAGAGUUUCAGUCCGCUGUGCUUUAGACAAAGCCCCCUGGAGCGACUGGAGCCAGGAGAAGACGGUUCUGACCAAACUAAAUAAGAAUGAUGUCAAUCUGCACCUGUGGAGAAAGGUAGCCGAACCGGAGAAAAACGGAGUCAGAGAAGUUCGUGCCAUGUGGAGGGAGAUUCCUUCAACAUGCCAAGGAACAUUUACCUAUAUGAUCAAAAAGAUCCCCUACAAGGAACAUGUUACUGCAGUCAAUUAUACGGAUACUUUAUGCAGCAGAUCAACCUGUGCUGUUGAUCUGAACGGAGAUGCACACAGAAUAAAUCUCACAGUCUUCCAUAAUGAAGCCCUUCUUGCCGAGGACUCUGUUUAUGUUCCAGCCAUUGGAGAGAGCCUCCCACAAGUUACUGAAAUCAACACUACAACCACUAAAGGUGUUAUUCUGGUCAGCUGGAAGGCUCCUGUUCAGCCCGUCAGAGGUUACAUGAUCGACUGGACCCACGAUGGAAAUCAGUAUUAUUGGAAGGAGAGCAAAUACAAUAACGCAACACUGUCUGAAAUCCUGGACAAGAAGCCAUACAAUAUCACAGUAACUCCUCUCUUUAAUGACAAGACAGGUCAUAGCACACAAGCCCUUCAGACCUGCUCCAGAGUAGGAGAUCCAGGGAAUGUCACUAUCGUCAGUGUUCAAGCUAACGACGUAAGUGCCUAUGUGAGUUGGGACACCAAGUCCCAGGAGGAAUGCAGUGGUGCUGUCGUCAACUACACAGUCUUCUACAGUACUCAGAGAGGACCAACGCUCAGUCCGUCACAGAACUAUGUUACUGUAGAUAGCACGAAGCAGGAAAUCUUUUUAAAAGAUCUGAAUCCAGACACCCAAUACAGUGUCUACGUCAAGGCCACAGCUCAUACUGGAACUACCAAAAGCAGUGAGAGGCUCUUUAAAACCAAAAGAUUUGAUCCGAGGCUCAUUACAGCGCUCAGUGUCACUGGAAGCAUCGUUAUAAUUCUUGUGCUCUCUCUGGGAUUGUGCUGCGCUAUUCAAUGGAAGAAAUUCAGGGAGAAGCCGGUGCCUGACCCGAGCCUCAGCUCUCUGGCGCUGUGGCCAUCGCCAGGUCAUCAAAAGGGGAUAUGCCCCUUCCAGGCAUUCAGUAGUCCGCCUGAAAGCUUCUGUGACAGGGUUUACACAGAGGGACCUCAGAGAACGUCAACCUCUCCACUUGAUACAGGCUGUAAUGGCAACCCAGCCAUUGACCAGACGGAGGAAUACACUGACCCGGCCAUAGCUCUCGCACCUGAUGUACAGAACGAGAAACCUCUCGAACUUGUAGAGACACGGCAUCCGGGUUCUUGCGAAGAAUCCACAGCGUUACUGUCAUCAGAGAACAGCCCAUUGAACCCAUAUCGAAGUCAGAGUUCUGUAGAAGUCCCUGCCCCGGUGACAAGUAAACAACGUAAGCACGUUACAGUAAAACAGCAAGAAAAGACGGCACCGGUGACUGUUUAUGUCACUUUGAACAUGUUUGAACAAGGUCAGGGACGGUGAGAGCAAAGGAAAGGAAAGCAUAACAACCACGAGUCAGCAUGCGUAAGUAUAUCAGCUCUGAAUAAAGCUUUCCAAAACUCCUCUUUCCAAAGACUUAUUUUGUGGUGUGUUAAUUGGCACUGUGUCCAGUGUGGAAUGAACGUAAAGAAUGAUUGUAAUCUUAUAUCAAACUUCAUCACCCAGGUAAUAAAAUGCAAUGUUUUGUGUCACAUUUUGCCACUGUUUAUCCUUUAUUGAUACAACAAUGUAAUAUUUAUGGCUAAACAAUGUGUGUAGUAGCAGCUUUAUUAAGUCAACCUGAUGUACACCAAUCAGCCCCGACAUUAAAAUCAGUUACCGGUUUAAAUAGAAAUAAUGAGAUAACUGUAUAUGCCUCAUAUGACACAGCUUUUCAUAUGAAAAGAGUUAAGGAAUUUAACAAUUAGCACUGUAAACAAAAAAAAAUUUUGUUUUAUGUUGACAUGUUUUUUUUUUUUUUUUUACUGAGUAAUCACAUUGGCACCAAGAUAAUGCAGGAGAGGCUGAAAUAAUGUAACAAAUAUGUACAUGUACACUUUGUAUUAUAUGAUAAUUUCCUCCAGUUUGUGUUGUGAGAGUAUGUAAAUGUAAAUAAGGGAACUGAUAUUUUGUUGUAAACAUAAUGUGAGCUAUGUAUUAUAAGAUUCUCUGUUGUUCCCUGUUUGUUACCACUGAUAUCUUCACUUGUUAAAAAAGUAGUAAACUUGCUUGAGACUAUAAAGCUGUUA
Messenger RNA from Xiphias gladius (swordfish), 3476 nucleotides. RefSeq names its product interleukin-6 receptor subunit beta-like. Lineage: Eukaryota; Metazoa; Chordata; Actinopteri; Istiophoriformes; Xiphiidae. The coding region runs from base 346 to 2730 and encodes 794 amino acids. The transcript has 16 exons. Gene Ontology annotation, molecular function: protein binding. The record is from RefSeq and is a predicted model, not a curated record.